AUGGCUCCUGGAGACCUCCAAAAUGAUAAAUCAAACAAUGAAGAUUCAGGAGCACCUGAACCAAGAGCUGUCAAGAAAAAGAAGAAAAAGAUUAAGGAAGUGGCAAACAAUUCAGGUGACACAAAUGGCAAAGAAGAGAACGUUGGAGAUUCUCAGACUGAGAUAGAAGAUCUCACCAAAGCUGGACACAAAGCUCUGCUCUCUGGCGAUUACAAUACUGCCCUGCCAUGCUUUAAAAAGGCCUUUUUGCUCUCUCUGGGUACCAAAAUAAUGACAGUCCAACGGGCAUGUGCGUUCAACCUUGGCGCUGCAUACGUGGAAACUGGGAAGCCAGAGAAAGGACUGGAGUUUUUGCUAAAGUCACGGCCCAAGGAGGGAGAAGGAGAAUGCACGGGGGAUCUUUACUUUAAUCUUGGUACAGCUUACGAGUCCAUGGUGGACUACCCUAAAGCACUGGAAAAUUUCCGUAAAGCCAUUCCUCUUUACCAGCCUUCCAAUAUGGGAAGCGAAGCCGACACACACAUGAAGAUGGCAUACUGCUAUUUAGGGAUGAAGGAUAUGGUGCGAGCCGCGCAGUGCUUCUACGAUGCUGGAGAUCUUUACCUACAAGCUCAUAAGUUGGACACAGCAGCGGUGGCCCUGAAUGAAGCAGCUAACUACAUGCUGCAGUGUGAAUGCUACGAUUCAGGGCACGUCCUCCUAACCCUUAACGAGACCCGUAUGAUAUGUGAUCACAUUACGAGAAAAGAACUGCUCAGUAUGUAAAAUAUUUCAUCUUAAUUAUCUUUUUAUUUGAUCAAUCUCCAAAGUAUUCAAUAAUGCAAUGAAAUGGAUGCCAAAAUCUUGUAUUGUUGUUAAAGGAACACUAUAGGGCCAGGAACACAAAGAUCUAUUUCUGACCCUACAGUGUUGCAAACACCAUCUAACUCCCCUGGUCUUUCCUUGUCACCCUAAAUAUAGAAAAAUCUUACUUUUGAUCCAGUCUGCUACUGCUUGCUCUGCCUCUGAUCUGCUUGCUUGGCUGACAUAAUCAGAACUGUUAAUCAAAAGCCAAUCCGCCUUCCCCUUUCUCAAUGAGAAAGUGUGUGCUUGCAGCACCAGCACAGAGGCUUCUCGGAAAAGCUUGCAAAGGUGUUUUUCCAUAUACCCCCCAAAAAAUAUUUAUAAUAAAUUAAUGCUUGGUUUCUUUGGGGGCAUAACUACUAAAUUGCUAAACAAAAUUGUCAAUGAAGUGUUCUGUUAAAGUUAGAAAUGCAGACUGUACCAAUAGUAUUAAGUUAUUAUCAGAAUGCCCUCCUAAUAAAUGCAAAAUAAGGGGCAGCGCUUAAUGGUUAACAACACUUAAAGAUUUAUUCACUAACAUGAUUAAUGAUAGUAAUAGCAAAUUGUAAGGGGUUUAUUAAAAAAACUUAAAGGACAGCUGUCACCUCAAAAAUCUUUUUAACAUAAUAAUCCUUUCAUCAGUUUGUGUUUAAAACUAACAGUUAGUCUCUAUAGUCAUCCGUGCUUCUGUGCAGGGAGUGACGCAGGGAAGAUCAUAGAGACUAACGGGGUUAUUGAAUAAAGUGACUGCAAAUACGAACAUUGUUCAUGCUAUUUAACAAGUGUAACGGACCGCCUGGCACCCCGGCCGGGUACCUCCGUCAAUCGCUGCUUGCUAGUUCUUGCGAGUACAUAAGCAUGGCACUGGGACACCAUAACCACAGUAAACCCCACAAACCGCCGCAGCUUGGUUGGGGUCUCGCCGUCCUCCACCCAAACUGGACUCAAGACCAAGAUCCAGCUUCCAGUGGGUAGACCUCUCCUAGCCAGAGAGCGUAGCAGGAACAGCUCUUACAAGAACUAGUGAUUAUACUCAGGGGAGUAUUGUGAUAUAGCAAUCUCCAGAGUGUAUGUAGUUCUCCAAUCCCCCCAAACAUGAGCCAUGACUUCAUGAAGGGGUAAACAAAUCUCUCUCCUCUGCUUGGCAGAUAAUUGGAUCGGUAACUGUACUCAGGGCUGCCAUCAGACAUUUUGGGGCCCCUGACACAGUUCAAAGUGUGGGCCCCCUGGGCCUGCCCCUGAGUCUGCCUCCGGGGGCCCAUUCUGAGUCCGCCCACAAGGAUGCCCUGUGUGGUGUGUAAAAUGGAUACAGACUGCACAUUUGUAAAAUGCAUGUAGUUUUGUGUGUUUUAGAUAAAGUGUGUGUUUGUGUAGUGAAAGCAGAGUGUUUGUGUUGUGGUUUUAGUGUGUGUAUGGUAAAUGCUGUGUGUGUUUGUGUUGUGGUUUUAGUGUUUGUAUGGUGAAUGCAGUGUUUGUUUUUGUUGUGGUUUUAGUGUGUGUAUGGUAGAUUAGUGUGUGUAUGGUGAAUGCAGUGUGUGUUUGUGUUGUGGUUUUAGUGUGUGUAUGGUGAAUGCAGUGUGUGUUUGUGUUGUGGUUUUAGUGUGUGUAUGGUGAAUGCAGUUUGUGUUUGUGUUGUGGUUUUAGUGUGUGUAUGGUGUAUGCAGUGUGUGUUGUGGUUUUAGUGUAUGUAAAUGUGUAAAAUAGGUUGCUGCAUUUGGGGGCGGGGGGUGUGAGGGGAGCCUUUUUGGUGGCAUUUACAUUUUAUUCCCCCCUCCUUGCUUCUUACCUGGCCAGGGAGGUGGGAGAUCGCAUCCCUGGUGGUCCGGUGGUAAAGUGGAGGGAGCCAGCCGCUGUAGAAUGUAGACGGGGACCAGCCAGCACAUCUUCACUUUCCAGCAACUCCUGCCUGUAACUCUCGCACAGGAGCUGCUGGAGAGUUAAGAUGUGCUGGCUGGUCCCCGUCUACAUUCUACAGGUAGCCGGGGCCCGAGGUGAACAUAUAGAUAGCGAUAAUCGCACAAAAGGAAUGUGGGGCCCGGGACUCCCAGAGCAGUCCAGGCCCCCUAGGACCGCCGGGCCCAUGACAACCGUUAUGGUUGUCAUGCCCUGAUGGCGGCCCUGAGUCUGUACUAAUUUUAAUCCAAUUAUCUCCAAGCACAGAAAAAACACACUUUUUAAAAACACCCCAAAAGUACCUUAAAAUACAAAAAACCCUUAUCUGGGUGACCAACAUAUCCAAAAAUCACCCAGAUCAGUUCAGGAAUUUCUUAUUUUAUUUUUACCCACCGUGCACAUGGUCCCAUGCCCAAAACAGUUUCAGAGAAUUAGGGCUAACGGUCGGCCUCUCUGUCUGGAGUACAAAAGUACUUCACAUGAACAGUGCCUUUAAAAGUGCAUUGGGCAAGGUAUAUUGCAGGGCCCAUAGUCCUGAGGCAAGAGGCUGGCCAGCAGGCCCCUCCAAGAACCCGUGACGAGGUUCAGUUCGUCACAAGUUCGUCACAAGGGCCAUAAUCACAUGGUAGGAGGCUGGCAAACAGACCCCUCCAAAAGCCAAUGACGAGGUUACUUUCGUCACAAGUCUGGAUUUUUUUUAUUCGGGACUCAAACUGGCCUGAAUUUUACACGCAUUUCAGCUAGAAAAAAAACCAUUGGCCAGCUGAAACCGCACUGCAAAUCAAGGUUCGGAUAUUAAAAAAAGCCAACACGAUAAGUCAACCAAUCAGAGCGCUCAGACAGCCAAGUCUCACUUCUCUUGAGACGUGAUACAUUAUGGCUGUAAGAUCCUAUCAAGGUAGGGAUGAGUUUUUCUAAUUUUCUUACAUAAACUUUGUUUUAAAAAAAAUUCGGUUUCCUUUCAAUUUUUAGUUUAAAGGAUUAUUCAAUUAAAAAAGAUUUUUGAGGUGACAAUUAUUCCUUUACCAAUGUAACGAACUGAAAUAUGACAUUUGAAAUGCAAAUCUUGGCAAAACGGUCUGAUUUGGAAAAAACUCUAAGUCUGCUUUAAUCGCGGCGUGGCAAUCUGUUUCAGCCAUCAUAUCUAAACUGAAAAUAAAUCCCCGAGUCAAUUUUGGACUAAAAUUUGAAAUUCACUAAUACUUUAGAAAAAAAGACUGUAGUACUGAGAUUUUAAGCGACAGAACAUGUAAAAAAAGAAUCUAUAAACAUUAUAUGAUACUGUAAUUUAAAAUAAUAAACAAACUAAUUUAGCAUGAAACAGUUUGGUAUUAGGACCCAUUGUUUUGACAUCUCCAUUGAUCACACCUCCCCAUCUUUAAAUGUCCAUUUUUCAGAUGGGGAGCAUCACAAAUAGGCAAGCAAAGUAGGGGGAGUAGGGGGACUGGAGCAGAGGGACACUACAGUGUUAGAAAAACAGUUUUGUAUUCCUAACAUUAUAGUGGUCCUUUAAGUAUAUUUAAAGGGACACUAUAGUCACCUGACCAACUUUAGCUUAAUGAAGCAGUUUUGGUGUAUAGAACAUGCCCCUGCAGCCUCACUGCUCAAUCCUCUGCCAUUUAGGAGUUAAAUCCCUUUGUUUAUGAACCCUAGUCACACCUCCCUGCAUGUGACUUGCACAGCCUUCCAUAAACACUUCCUGUAAAGAGAGGCCUAUUUAGGCUUUCUUUAUUGCAAGUUCUGUUUAAUUAAGAUUUUCUUAUCCCCUGCUAUGUUAAUAGCUUGCUAGACCCCGCAAGAGCCUCCUGUAUGUGAUUUAAAGUUCAAUUUAGAGAUUGAGAUACAAUUAUUUAAGGUAAAUUACAUCUGUAUGAAAGUGAAACCAUUUUUUUCUUACUCAAUCUUGAUUUAUUCCUCAUUGUCUGUGAGGUUUAAUCAGUAAAUGGGAGUUGUUAAGAAUUAAAAAAGUAAUUGUAAUUUUUAAAGGGUUACUCCAAGCAGCAUGACGACUUCAGUGAUUUGACGUGGUCGUGUUGCCCAGAAUUUGUAGCUUUGCAAUCACUGGCCACAUAGGACCCUUGGUGUCUGGUAGGGACACAGGUAAGAGGGCAAACCGUUGCGAUACAGUUUGCCCAAUUACUGGGAAACAAGACCAGGGAACUUGCAGCAUUAUAAUAAUUACACCGGGCUGUAGUGGUUAAUCUAAAAUAGCCCGAGCUGGAAAAAUAACUGAACUGCAGAUAUGUUUCAUAUCGCUAUUUGUGCCUAACGUUACAAUUCCCCUGUCCAGUGUUCAUAAUUCCCCGUUUAUAUCACCACUUUUUGUAGCAAGUGUAACAGAAACUAUGAUGUUUAUUCACUAAAUACCAAAUUGUGGUGAAAACAUUGCAAAAUGUAAGAAAAAAUAGCCAAGCUGUGACGAGAGAUGAGUUGGAGAAUGUUUCCAAAUUAACCCCUUUUUUGCAUAAAAUUUUGCGGUUUUCAAUGCACUGCUAUUAAGUGUGAAUAAACCACAAAAUGUACUCCCUCUCUCUAACCGGUACGAGCCCUAAUGCUAGUGAUGGCACUGCCAAUGUUUCUACCAGAACUUUCUGUGCCUCCAAGCACUUGUCUUGUAAAGCUGAACCAGCAGAAGACUAGAUUUAAUCAAACAUCCAACCAUAGUCAAUCUACGGCUGGCUUCCAAGCCUCACAGAGAUAGGGAUAAAUGGCCUCCUUUCUCGUAGACAAGAGAGCUCUCCUUAUGGUCAGCCCUGACCAAGACCACCGCACCAUAACCUUCUCCACUUAGAAGCUCACUAUGAUUAAUCUCUCUCUUGCGUUUCAGGUCGAUUGUACAACGACAUUGGCCUGAGUUACGCCCAGUUGAAGGUCUUCUCGUUGGCCGCAGAGUGUUUUCAGAAAGCCCUACUUUUCUGCCAGGAAGAUGGGAUGGACAGGGACAAGGAAGCGGUGGUUUUACAGAACCUCGGAGCUGCAUACAAUACCCUGGAACAAUAUGAAGAAGGCUUGACGUUUCACAAGCAAGCAGCAUCUCUACACAGUAUGUUAUGACUAACAAAUUAAGGCUAUCAUCUUCUUAAUAGCUUUCUGGAACAUGUCGUAAUGAUUAUAACAAGGGCAUGCAAUACAGGUUGGGGUCCAGUAAACAAUUACAACAAAAAACUCUAUGGUAACGUAAACUGGUCGUGAUUUAUAUCAUACUUGCAUCUCUUCAUAGAAAAUGAUUGCGGUGAAUGCGACACAUGUACUGUGUGCCCUCAAUGUUUCUGUGUUGGGCAAAAGUCACUGAUGGCUUCACUGGAGAACAAUGAGUAAAAAAUAAAGCAACAAUGAGUUUAAAGCAACACUCUAACAUGAAAUAUUAACAUAUUUAUUUUUAAUAGUAGAAUGUUCCUUAGUAGAUUUAGAUUAUUGGGCUUUUAAAAUAAAAUAUGUUUUUUUUUACUGAGAUUUUAUCCAGAGCUAGGCAGUCUCCCUCCUGCAGCCAAUCCUAUUCUUCUGAGAUCCCAAUGAUUUCUAAUCCAAUUCAAUGCUUUUCAUAGUGCUAGGGACCUGCUGGACGUGUGUGGCAAUUGAUGCGCCCAGUCAAUCAGAUGCUUCUCAUACUGAAACCAAUCCAUUUUAUUAAGAUGAAGUGGUUUUGGUUGUUACAGUGUCUCUUUAACAAAUUACAUACUGUAAAACUGAUUUUGACCCAGCAGAGGGCACCAAAUAGCCAUAUUUCACAGAGGUAUAUAUUCUAGUUAAAGUGAAAUUGGAGUCAACAAAUAAUGUGCAUUUUAAUAAGUAUUACAUUGUGCUGGUGGAAUCGGCAACUGGCUUAUAAAUUAAAAUAAUAAAUAAGUAUGUUUCCUCCGCAUCAUGUAGCCAUUAAAUUAAUGUAGCAGCUACACAUUCCCUCUCCAUUAUGUGAUCAUCUUCCCACAAUUACGGAUAUUUACAAACUGGGAAUUGUCAGGUAUUCAAACUGAACUCAAAGAAAUGUUCACAUGUUCCCUAAAAUAUCAAUUUUACUUUUAGAUCCUUACAAUUGACACAUUAAGAGUUACUCUAAUUACAUGUAACCCCUCAUUCUAACCAGCCACAUGUUCCUCCGUCCCAAGAACCUAAAUAAAACAAACAUUCCGAGCACCAUAAACACUACAGUGCGCUGUCGUGGGAAAGCUAUGGCGACCCUGCAUUGUAAGUAGUCAAACCAUUUUCACUUCUUACCCGGGUCCACCACAACUCCAGCUGACUGUCUGAUAUAGUGGAGAUAAAGAGCAGUACGUGGUGGACCCCAGGUAAGGAGUUAUACCGUAGUAACCCAGGACACCAUAAACACUAUAGACUGCUGUAGAGGUCAUGGUGCUUGGAGAGUUGCUUUAAUUAUAUAUAAACUAAUUGUAUAGAAUGUUUUAUGGAAAAUAAUGAAAUUAAGGGGUUCUAAAAUAUUAAUAGCCAGAAGACUGAAACAAGAGUCUCCAGAACCCUGACAGGGCAUUAUUUUCCCUUAACACAUGCACAUGCUUAAGAGUUAUGUGUCUUUUAUAUUAUGUGUUUACGAAUAAUAUAUAUAUUUAUAAAACUCAUAUCAUUGCCAAGGACCAGAAAACAAGUAGAUGACAAUAAGCUAAUAGCUGCCUCUAUCUGCUAAUCAAUGUAAUAAAAUGAAAUAAGUAAUGUUUCCUAAUUUUACAGAUAUAAAUUAACUCCUCUAAAUGUGAGCUGAAGCAGUCGUUUUUCUUUAAUAUAUAUUUCAGGAAUGCAUUCAGUUACGGAUGUAGGACAUGUUUAUUAAACAUAAUCAGUAAUGUUUUUAAGGUCUUCUGGGGAACCGUCGAGCCCAAGGUCAGUGUUUUGGAAACCUGGCUUUUGCUUACAGUCAGCUCGAGGACCACGAGGCAGCGGGAGAGAAUUAUCUUCAUUCUCUGCAGGCCUUCAAGGAUUCAGGUAUGGGCUGGGCAUUCUACGAUGAAGAAUUCUGACUUGUAUUGGAGAGCCUUCCUGUAAAAACACAGGAGUUUACUUGACAGAAUAUUUUAAACGUGAAAAAACAAAAGGCUGAUACUGGUAUCUUAUCUAACUUCAGGAAAGAUUGGCCUUCAUGUUUAUUUUCAUUGUAACAUAUUUUAUCGGCUUGGCCGACCUUGAUAUAAGAAAGAUAUGAGCUUUGAAGGGAAACAAAAUUAAUAUGGUUUAGGGGUGGUGGGAAAUGCCGCAUGUUCUAAUAUUGUCUUGGUGGUGAUUUUUGUCCAACAGAUGAUGUCCAUGGCCAAUGGCAGGCGUGCGAAGGACUUGGAGCUGCAAGAUUCCGUCUUGGCGAUCCAGAGAAAGCCGUAUUUUAUUACAAACAAGCUCUGGCUUUACUCUCCAAAGCCAAGGUAUGAUUCCACUUAUGAAUAUGACUCUUGAAAAAAAUAAAUGAAAACUGAAACAUUCCUUCUAGUGAUAAUAAUUAUUAGCAAAUAGAGAGAAAUAGAUGGCGGACAGCCAAAUCCUACUUCCUUUGGGACCAAUUUACAAAUCAAUUAGGAUAUUUCACCUUUCCAUUCAGCCUGCUUGUAGCUCAUCAGUUAAUGAGGUGCUCUUAUCCCGACGAUUAUAAACAGUGCUUAGCGGAGAAUAAAUAUAAGGAAUGACAAAAUAACCGAAUCAAUUCUUCAUCUCUGGUUUUUUUUUUUUUGCAUAAAAUUUUCUAUUCUCUUCUUACUUCUGUACAAUUCGCCUGUUUAGUAAAUGAACCUUUUAGUUUACGGAUGUCCUACAUCUGUGAUUGGGUCUUAAGAAAGCCAUUGGACGGUCAUGGUGUCGUUUGAUAAAUCAGAGGCUUGCUUUGCUCAAUAAGCAAACAAUCUCUGCCUCCAGUGAGUCUGUGUUUCUGUCAUACAGGAUGUUUCUGAUGCGGUCCAGGAGAGGAUUGUGAACAAACUGACUGACGCACUUCAGCGCAAGUUGUCCGUAAACAGUUGUCUUUCCCAUGGUGGCGGAAUAAUUCCUGCUGCUCCUCUUGUAAGUCACGCAUCCACCGGUAAUUGUUAUUAUUAUAAAUGAUUUUAUCUAACGUAUGCAAAGCUUUUUGCAAACUAUGUAAAAAAAAAAGUAAAAACUGUCUUUGUUUCUAUCAGCCUUUGAUGACGAUACAUAUAAUUUUUCCCCUGCACAUUGAUCACAGUUAUUUAUAUGCAGUGAGCUCCCAUCAUGGAUUCAAAUACAUUUUGCAUUAUGGUCAGUUGCGAUCAGCCGUAAGUACUAUUUCUGCUUGAAUAUAGGUUUGUGUUGGUAACACCCAAUGACAGGCAUCAUGCCCAAUUCACUUGUGCUCAAGCAGUAAUAGUUUUGCAAUGCAAACAUUACGUUAUGAUAUGAUAUAUCGCUCACUCUCAGAGAAUUAGAUAAGCAUUUGGAAUAGCGAAUAGCAGAAUUCUUCUAAUAUUUCAAUCAGAAAAGGAAAGACAAUCAAAGUUAUUCACUACAGUGAGAAUUCAGAGUGAUUUUUUUUUUUAUCUCCCUGCUUGCACGAGGAGGGUCCGCACAGAGUCAGAUCUCCGGGUCCCUGGCUGAGCCUUAGGCGCCUGCUUUGUUCUCCUAAUGGUUAUUCUUUCUCUGUUUAGAAGUCAUUAUUCACACUUGCAGCGUUAAUUACUAAAGUUAGAAUUCAAUGAGAAUUCGUACUGAAUUUCAAAUUUAAGGGCAAUGUAGAUGAAUAUUUAACAUGUUCUUUUAGGGGAACUGUUAUAUUGAAGCGUGAUGAACCAGAGAUUUUUCACGCUCGUUUAAGCUAAAAAAGGGGCUGAGAUUAUAAUAAAUAAAAUUAAUGUGUUUUUCAGAAAUCGUUCCCAGGAAAGCAGCAAGGGGCAAACCAAAUGAGGUACACCACAGAUAUGAAUAAUGGCUACGGCAACGUACCACAGAGCUUGCCGCAGGAAAACCGUCGGUAAGCACCACUCGGAAACUCGCUUUUACCUCCACUAAUAGUUCACCAAAAAGUAUUAUGCCAAGUGUAGCGGAGAGCUGCUAUCACACAGGCUAAAUCCGCUGUAGAUCCCAGUAUGGCUUAGGAACAAGCAAUAAUCCCAGGCACAGUACCCACAGUGAGAGAAUAAUCCAGCACUAUAACAAGCACCAUCAGCAGUAAAAUCCAGUAAUAUCCCAUCACCUUUCCCAAUAACUGGACGACACACAGUAUCAGAAGCAGAACUGAACUUUAAUCACACAACCCCCUGCUUUUAUGCAAUCCUCCCAUGCAAGGGAGACACCCACAAUAAUUAGUACAGUAACCAAUUAGGUAUAACGUACAACCCACACAUCUCCUCCCCUCAGAUUAUCAGUUAACAUAAUUAAAAGGUACACAAUUUUCCCCACGUUCUGGAUGUACCCCAAAUACCUAGGGUAGACCUCGGGAGUUAUGGUGGUUUAAAGUUUUGACCGACCGCACAGGCAACAGCAGCCGAAAAUAGUUCCAUAAGUUUUGUCCUUGCGGUCGGUCUCUUUUUAUAUUUUAAAAGUCCCGAAAUACAUGCCAUCCAGGGUUGAUCUUGUAUUCGCAUAAAUCCCUUAGUGUGAGAGAGUCUUUCUACGGUUGUUUUAGCACAAAUCUAUGGGAGUCUGGAGGUCUCAGCGGUGUUUGCUUAGACGAGUGUCCGAUUUUAGUUCCAGACACUCGACGGCAAAACACCGCUGUUCAGGAGUUUAAGAUGGCUGCUGCCACGUGUCAAAUUUCCGAAAUGGCGGCCACCCAGGGACUUAACAAAGUGUUCGUGAGUUUCCCACAAGAGGCAAUAAAAACGAAUUGGGAGGUUAACUGAAGUCACACUUAUGCAUCAAGGUGGUCCGGUGUUCAGUAGUUUGUGUUCGUAUGGUGAAUGAAGUAUUUCAGUACAGUUUAUGGGAACAACUAGACAAACGUUUUAAUUCACACAAAAGUCUAUGGGGAAAACAAUGAGCGGGGAAUAUGCUGGACAGCCAGGUGGAUUUCGCCACACUAAGAUGAGGCCCGCCAUAUGCUAGCAUCGUAAGCACACAAUAACAAGUGUAUUUAUUGGAGAAGACCAGCCUUGAAUCCAACUCAUAACCACAUACUACGACUUACCCAACCUCCUUAUUCCAUACACCUAUGACUCCAAUAGCAAAUUGUCAUUACACAAAUAUAUACUAGUGAAAAGGGAAAACAUUGGGAACAUACUUUAUGAUAUUAUCUGACAUUUAGAUCCUACAGAAUGAGUAGAAAGCCUAGUCAUCUAUCUCAGCCUGACCGCGAGCUUCGUGGACGAGCAGAAGAAAAUUCUGAGGCUAGCCAUCAAGUCAUGGUCUGGAGGGAAAAUGUCCAGCUUGCGGCAGAGAAUACGAAUCUGGGUAAGGUAUACCUCAGCACACAUUUUACUAUAGAUGCACUCUGUAUUAUUUGUUAAUGACUAGGCAUUAACUAGCAAAAACAGGAACAAGCAGUGGUCAGGAAUGGUAGAAAUCUGGAUAUUCAAAUAACAAGCCUAGGGUCUGUACAGGUAGCAGACAGACAAUGGUCAAAUGAAAGGCCAAGUCAAACCCGGUAAACAAUAGAAUGGAAUUCCACAUCACCCUACUGACAGGCUACUGGUCCACCCCCGGCCUACCAUGCAUGGAACGCUGCUGAAGCUCGGGGUCUUGCCCAACACAUGUCCACCCUGCUUGGCAGUCAUGCUCCGACCUCUAGAAUAAGGGCUUUAUUUUACUAUAAUAAUAUUAAAACUGCUUCUUUAAACUCAAUGAGUAAAGGAUUUAAGGAUACAGACCCAUAUACCUCUGUUUUUGGGUCCAGCAGUAACCAGUGCCAGGCCUGAAUUCUAUAACCAGAGACAAGUCUAACUCUGGUGAGUGAAUACAAAUACCCAAACAUUUCAGUCCACGAGUGAUAUAUUAAUCUCUGGCUAAAGAAUGAAGUUCCAUCACUGUAAAGUUUCCAUGUUCGUAUAUAUCUAAUGCUGCCUUUACCUAUAGCAAAGAAUGCAGAAUUCUGUUCAGAAUAGAAACACUUCCCAACGAGUAUUUUAUUGACUAAUCCAGUACUAGUGCAGAGAACAAACCAGUUUUGCUGUUUUUUUCAGCGGAUGCAGGCGAGGACAACGAUUCGGAUACUCUCACAGUGGUGACCAAUGAAUAUUCGGAGGACUGUGAGCAGCCAGACUCAGCUGCCGCCUCGUACAGAAACCACCCCAUGGCCAACAGGUGACUUAGCCACGUACUGAGUGUGCACUAUAGACAUACUCUGUGUCAGUCAGUAACAAUACAAUGUUUCACUUCCAGCAAUCUGAAUAAUACAUACCUGCAUCCAGACCCACUUUACCAGAACUGCAUUCACAACGGCACCCUGUGCAACACCCAAAAAAGUAAGUACACCCCUGCAACCAGAAUGAGACUCUCAAUGCAACAUCACUCUUGAUUGACGCCUGAACAGGUCUGGCUGUCAGUCUGUACCUACUAAUUCAGGAGUUGGAAACCUCCAGCACAUCAGAUGUCAUGGACUACAUAUCCCCUGAUGCUUUGCAAGCAUUAUGGCUAUGAGGGCAUUAUGGGAGAUGUAGUCCACAACAUCUGGGGCGCUGAAGGUUGCCUUCUUCUGCUCUACAUACUGUGGAAGUUAAAGGGAGGAGUAUAAUCCAUUAAAAAAAAAAAAGCACAAUAUUUAACACAACUUUUUCCCCCCAGAAUGCCUUGCACCGUAAUCCUAUAUAUUCUAUACAAAACCUGUAAAUUCUGAUUCCAUUGUAACUUAAUUUAAUUUGUGCUAAGAGCAUUUUUUUCACUAUAUACUGCUCCAGUUUUCAUAGAUUUCAAUUAAUAAUCAUGGCAUUGCUGCUAUCGUUUUAUUAAACCGUUUCAUUCACCCCAUAUGAUGAGUGAAACAUCUGCUAGAGGUUAAACUACUUAUCCCAUAAAUUCCUACUGGACACAAGUUGAUGGUAUAAGAUCGGGCCCCACAGACCAGAGAUGCUAUUGUGCAGCUUUAUGAUUUCCAAUAGUGAUUAUAAUUAUUUCAUUGUUUCUGCACCAUUUUUUAAUGCAUUAUCUACAUAAUACAUUAAAAAAGGGAGGGGGAGACCAAUUUUACAUAUAGCUCCCUUUAAACAUAGCUUCCAUUUACGUAGAUUCUGAAUAUUUUAUUUACCUUACUAACUGAUCAAGAGCUACAUUAUAACACAUACAUGUUUUCUUACAGGCAAUCAUGACUAUGAGACCCUGAAGCUAAUGACAAUGAAAUCAGGGAGGUAAGGACAAUUUAAGGAAAACGUGUUUGGUAAAAAUCCUUUCGAAUGGUGUAUAAUUUUAGAAUAGGGGGAAUAUAUAAUUCUUGUCUUGAAACAGGAAACAGCCUAAAGCUGCUGAAGGACAGAGGUUAGACACCCCUGAUUUUUCAAUAAACACUCAGGUUGGGGUUGGGUGGGUAUUCAAUGAUAGCUAUCAUCAUAUCCAAAUGGACUUAAUGAAGAACUUAAAUAACUCUUAGAUGGACACUGACGGCACUAGGCCCAUUAUAUCUCAUUCAAUUGGUUAUAGGUUAUAGUGUCUGUAGUUCCCUGGUGCUGUCCCUCCAUUGUGUGCUAAACCAUUUUCUAGCAGUUAAAGGUCCAUGACAAACCACAGCCUUGGUCCCUACUACAGUUAAGGCAGAUAUUACACACUUGAAUUUGGCCAUACCAAUUCAUACCACCAAUGGGCACUGUGAUAGGCUGAAAGAGGUCAGCUGACGCUAUCAGCCAAUCACAGCAAGGAUGGGCUGCUAGGGACUCAAGUUUAGCUUUAAAACAUUAUACCGGUUUAAUGGUGAAUGGGGAGACAGCACCAGGGGACACCAAAAACUAUAACCACUUCACUGAGAUGAAGUAGUUACACCUUCUACAGAGUCCCUUUAAACUUACCUGUAAUCAGCGCCAUGUCAGACUCCUCCUCCUGUGAAGUCAUUAAUCCUGAUAACUAUUAUCCAAUCAGAUGCUUCUCAUAGAGAUUUAUUGAGGACACGAUCUGUCAAUCCAGUGCUUCUGUCAAUGGUUGGAUAAAUAAUGUGAAAAUGAAACUUCUCUAUUAUCUAAAUAGCAGGCAAAGGGCCAGACUUUAGGAGCAGGAAGCCCAGUUUUGCACCUUAACCACUACAAUAAGCUGUACUAGCUAUGGUGCUUAUAGUGUCCCUUUCAAGAAAUGUUACGGUGAGUUUUAUGGCUGUUAAAAACCCCAACAGGCACAGUCACAUAUGAAAGCAUACUUGUACUUAUGUAUUGGGUUUUUUGUUGGCGCAAAUUGCCAGAAUCCAUAAAUCAAUGGCUGUUUGACCAAUCAUUCCUUCUUCUGUUUCAGGAUAGAGGGAGAAUCUGCUCUUUGUCCUCAUCAUUCCAACAUGCCAGAAUCCCCCUCAAAACCACGUAAAUCCCGGCUUCAUUCUAGAAUGUGUCGCGUCAUGUGA
Molecule: messenger RNA, 14131 nt
Organism: Pelobates cultripes (western spadefoot toad)
Lineage: Eukaryota; Metazoa; Chordata; Amphibia; Anura; Pelobatidae
Source: the annotation of a GenBank genome assembly